GAGAGAGAGAGAGACAGAGAGAGAGAGAGAGAGAGAGAGAGAGAGAGAGAAAACACCCGCGUGGAAUGAAGUGAAGGGAGAGAGAGGCACGUUCCUGUUACUGGAGGAGGGAGGAAUACUGAAUUCUGCGCGCGCUCAUCUUGGGACAGCUUGGAGCCUGGAAAGAGAGAGACAGAGAGAGAGAGAGGAAGGGAGAGAGAGGGAGAGCGUAAAAAUAACAUUGGGACACUGAGUCUGUGUGACAUUUACCGGGACGCCCAGAGACAGCACGCGCGCAUCCGGGGUAAGAGAGAGCGAGAGGGAGAGAGAGGACGAAGGAGGGGAGGGGGGCGCGCGCCUCCUUCAUUCCAAUGUCGCGCGACGAGCCUCAGAGGAAGACUCUCCGUCGCCGCUGGUUGUGGUGCGCGCGCGAGCCGCGGAGUCUCACCCCCGCCACCGCGUCGCCAUGGUGACCGCCUGCUGCUGAAGAAGGGCGCGCGCGCGCGGGCGCGAGGGGCUGAAAAAGUUCGGCCGUUGUUUGGGAAGCGCAGCGCGGGCGGAUGCUGAUCGAAGCGUCUGGAAAGUCCGGGAACUCGCGGUGUCCGAGGAGCUGCGACGACUUUCCUGAACGCGUCGGAGGAGAAAAGAGGAGCGCCGCCGGGAUUCGCUCGGCCCCUCCGGCGGAUUGCAUCACCUUUUACAUGUACAGAUAUAUAUAGGAGCGCGAGGAGGACCCAGAGACCCGGAUAAAGCGAGCCGCCCGGCUGCGUGUCAUCGAAACCGCUCACACGCGCUAUUAAAAGGAUCGCCUUGCUCGCGCAGCCGCUCGGACUAUUUAUGCCGCAGUGAGCCGGACAGAACCCCCGCCUGCCCGGAGACACACAGCCGUCCAGCCAUGGGGUUCCCGCGCAGGAUCAUGGGAUUCCUGCUGCCGCUGCUGCUGCUGCUGGGCUCCCGCUUCGCCGGCGCCAAGCACUACCUGCGCCUGCGCCCGUCGCCCAGCGACCACCUGCCUGUCCCGGACCUGAAGGAGGACCGCGACCCGGAGUACGACCCGCGCGAGCAGGACCUGAACGAGGGGACGCUGCGCAAGAAGCUGGGCAGCCACUUCGACCCCGGCUUCAUGUCCGUGAACGCGCCGUUGCAGCUCAACGUCAGCGCUCGGGCGCCCCCGUCGCCGCCCGGCGCGGCGCCCGCGGACUUCCGGAGACUGGACCUGACGGCCACGCCCUACGGCGCCCGCCUCACACUGGGCAAGAAGGCGCGCCGGAAGCUGGUGCAGUUCUUGUGGACGUACACGCACUGCCCCGUGCUGUACGGCUGGAAGGACCUGGGCGUGCGCUUCUGGCCGCGCUACAUGAAGGAGGGCACCUGCUUCAGCGAGCGCUCGUGCUCCCUGCCCGAGGGCAUGUUCUGCAAGCCAGUCAAAUCCGUCACCAAGACGUUCCUGCGCUGGUACUGCCAGGGCUUCCUGCGGCAGAAGUACUGCACCUGGAUCCCCGUGCAGUACCCCAUCAUCUCCGAGUGCAAGUGCUCCUGCUGAGCUGGGGGGCACGUGCAUGCGCGGGGAUGAGCGCGAGCGAGACUGAGGGUGUGUGCGCGUGCGUGCGUGCGCGAAAGAACGAGCGGGACGGUGCGCGCGCCUGUGUUGAGAGCGAGAGGAUUAAACGAUGCUUUGCGCGAGCGAGAGAGAGGAAUGAGAGAAUGCGUGCGCGUGGAGGUGUUGAAGAAUGAGCGCGAGAGGCAGAGUGCGUGUGCGUGCGUGAGAGAUAGUGAGAAUGAGGUCACGUGCGUUCGUGCGUCCAUCAGGAUACGGACUGAAGAGUACAACAACAAUAAUGAUGAUAAUAAAAAUAAUGAUAAUAAUAAUGAUAAUAAUAAUAAUAAUAAUGAUGAUGAUGAUGAUGAUGAUGAUAAACUGUUUCUAUUGCACUGUUUAUUUGUGGCGCCAUAUAGCGAAUCUAUUUUUUUAUAGCGUUUUGACUCAGAAUAGCACCAUAUUGUACAUAUUUAAGUAUGAAAUGAAUGCAGCUAUGAUUUCUUUGUUUGUUUAUUUGUUCUUUUUUUGAAAAGAAAUGAAACAGGACCAUGCGUCAUUUCCGCUCCGGGGAGGAGCUACUUCCUCUCCACCCCUCGCUCACUCACUGCAGUGCUGCCUAUAGGAGAUUUUAAUCUCGUCAAAUAAUAAUAAUAAAAAAUAAUAAUAACAAUAAUAGUAAUAAUAACAACAAUGAUAAUGGCAAUAUUCAUAAUGGUGACGAGACGUGGAGGAGAAGAUUCUAUAUUUUAAAGAGUGAACUCAGCUUUUGAAAAAUCAUAUAGUAUUUUAGUAAAAAGUAAAUAAAUGUGUAUGUUUUAUUUAUUGUUGUAUGUGUUGUGAGUUUAGAUAAUAAAGGGGGGUAGAAGAGAAAUUCUAGCAGAAAAUCUACUUGAAAGAAGAGAGAAAAUCCAGAAGCUUAUCAGUGUAAACUGCCAUAAUGACACAUUUUAGCAAUAAAAAUGUCUCUGCUAAACUG
Pygocentrus nattereri (red-bellied piranha) is the source of this 2495-nucleotide messenger RNA. RefSeq names its product noggin 2 (gene nog2). The record is from RefSeq and is a predicted model, not a curated record. Gene Ontology annotation, biological process: negative regulation of BMP signaling pathway; negative regulation of cell differentiation; osteoblast differentiation. Lineage: Eukaryota; Metazoa; Chordata; Actinopteri; Characiformes; Serrasalmidae. Bases 875 to 1522 code for a protein of 215 amino acids. The transcript has a single exon.